This is a messenger RNA of Solanum verrucosum, 1119 nucleotides long. Its product is annotated as glutamine synthetase-like. The transcript is spliced from 12 exons. The coding region runs from base 11 to 1081 and encodes 356 amino acids. Gene Ontology annotation, molecular function: glutamine synthetase activity. The record is from RefSeq and is a predicted model, not a curated record. Gene Ontology annotation, cellular component: cytoplasm. Lineage: Eukaryota; Viridiplantae; Streptophyta; Magnoliopsida; Solanales; Solanaceae.
UUUUUUCAUUAUGUCUGUGAUUUCAGAUCUCAUCAAUCUCAAUUUAUCUGAAUGCACGAAGAAAAUUAUUGCCGAAUACAUAUGGAUUGGUGGAUCAGGCACGGAUCUCAGGAGCAAAGCCAGGACUCUUUCAGGUCCUGUUAAGGAUCCUUCAGAGCUUCCGAAAUGGAACUAUGACGGUUCUAGCACCGGGCAAGCUUCUGGAGAAGACAGUGAAGUGAUCCUACAUCCUCAAGCAAUUUUCAAGGAUCCAUUCAGGAGAGGCGACAAUAUUUUGGUCAUGUGUGAUGCUUACACUCCAGCUGGUGAUCCCAUUCCAACAAACAAGAGGCACAAUGCAGCCAAGAUAUUCAGCAACCCUGUUGUUGCUGCUGAAGAACCAUGGUAUGGUAUCGAGCAAGAGUACACUUUGCUGCAGAAAGAGGUUAACUGGCCUCUCGGAUGGCCUAUUGGAGGGUUCCCUGGACCUCAGGGACCUUACUACUGUGGAACUGGAGCUGCCAAUGCUUUUGGACGCGAUAUAGUUGACUCACAUUAUAAGGCAUGUCUUUAUGCUGGAAUUAACAUCAGCGGUGUCAAUGGGGAAGUGAUGCCUGGACAGUGGGAAUUCCAAGUUGGUCCUGCUGUAGGUAUCUCAGCUGGUGAUGAGGUGUGGACUGCACGUUACAUUCUCGAGAGGAUUGCUGAGGUUGCUGGAGUUGUUGUUUCAUUUGACCCGAAGCCUAUCCCUGGUGAUUGGAACGGUGCCGGUGCACACGCAAACUACAGUACCAAGUCUAUGAGGGAAGAUGGAGGCUAUGAAAUCAUCAAAAAGGCUAUUGAGAAGCUUGGAUUAAGGCACAAAGAGCACAUUGCUGCUUAUGGUGAAGGCAAUGAACGUCGUCUCACUGGAAAACAUGAAACAGCUGACAUCAACUCCUUCAAAUGGGGUGUUGCCAAUCGUGGCUGCUCGGUUCGUGUAGGCAGAGAUACAGAGAAGGCAGGGAAGGGAUAUUUCGAGGACAGGAGGCCUGCUUCGAACAUGGACCCCUACAUUGUUACAUCCAUGAUUGCUGAGACCACAAUUGUCUGGAAACCUUAAGCUGUUCAUUAGUGUCUCGCUAUGUUUGCUCGAACCCU